Molecule: messenger RNA, 1203 nt
Organism: Dovyalis caffra
Lineage: Eukaryota; Viridiplantae; Streptophyta; Magnoliopsida; Malpighiales; Salicaceae
Source: the annotation of a GenBank genome assembly
AUGGCAGCAGCACUAUCCUCUUUUCAUCUCCACCACCACCACCACCACCUUUCCGUCUUCAGAAAGCCCUCACUCUCUCUCCUCAAAAAACCCCUCCGUGCCACACGCAUCACUUCCUCCUUGGAAUUCAACAUCACGUUCGCCCCUCCUAAACCGAAACCUAAACUCCCCGCGAACCUCAAAAGCGACGCCGCUUCCCUCUCUCUCCCUCCUGGCCAGCUCUUCAUUCCCUGGAUAGUCCGCGGCGAAGAUGGAAACCUCAAGCUCCAAUCUCACCCUCCCGCGCAUCUCCUUCACGCUCUCGCCGAUGCCAAAACACAACCUAAGAAAACGAAAGAGAAGGUGAAGAAGGAUAGUGGUGGAAAUGUUAAGGCCAAGCUGGAAACCGAGCCUACGCGGUCUAAGGCCGCGCGUAGGUUCUAUAAUGAGAAUUUUAGAGACCAAGCGCAGCGGUUGAGUAAAGUCCUCGCUGCUGCUGGAGUGGCGUCGAGGAGGAGCAGUGAAGAGUUGAUUUUUGAAGGCAAAGUUACUGUUAAUGGCUCUGUAUGCAAUACUCCACAGACUCGAGUUGAUCCUGGGAGGGAUGUUAUUUAUGUUAAUGGAAAUAGGCUUCCGAGGAGACUGCCUCCGAAAGUGUAUUUUGCUCUCAAUAAGCCAAAAGGGUACAUUUGCUCGUCUGGGGAGAAACAGUCUAAGUCUGUAAUGUGCUUAUUUGAUGAUUAUUUUAAGAGUUGGGAUAAAAGAAACCCGGGACUAUCUAAGCCCCGGUUAUUUACUGUUGGAAGACUUGAUGUUGCCACAACUGGGUUAAUUAUUGUGACCAAUGAUGGAGAUUUUGCUCAAGAAAUUGCGCAUCCUUCAUCAAAUUUAUCAAAGGAAUACAUUGCAACAAUUGAUGGUGUAGUAAACAAACGACAUUUAUUCGCCAUAAGCAAAGGAACAGUCAUUGAAGGUGUCCAUUGCACCCCAGACUCUGUGGAGUUAUUACCACAACAACCAAAUACAUCAAGACCUCGUCUUCGGAUUGUGGUUCAUGAAGGGAGGAACCAUGAGGUUCGAGAACUAGUAAAAAAUGCUGGGCUUGAGAUUCAUUCAUUGAAGCGUAUCCGCAUUGGUGGUUUCAGGCUACCAUCAGACCUCGGGCUCGGGAAGCAUGUUGAACUAAAACAAACUGACCUAAAGACUCUGGGUUGGAAGUGUUGA